AUGAAGUCCUUUGAAGACACAUCAGAGGAAGAGGCCCCCAAACAUGCCCAAACUUAUACAUCCUUACCCUUGAAACUCACAGCCAAGGAUAUUCUGGCCAUCAAGACCCAAAACUACUUUGCUCAGGCUAAAAGAACUGAGAAUGUCUUGAUCCAGGUCGCCUUCUCCAUCGGGCUCGGCAGCAUAUGGCGUUUUCCUUACCUGUGCCAUUGGAAUGGAGGAGGCGAGUUCAUCCUGCUGUACUCCUUCAUGCUCCUCUUGUUCGGGAUCCCCCUCUUGUACAUGGAGAUGAUCUUGGGACAGUGGCUGCACUUGGACAACAUCCGGAUCUGGAAACAGCUCACCCCCUGGCUGGGCGGCUUAGGCUACACUAGCAUAAUGGUGAAUGAGGGGCCUGACCAAGAGGCAUCCCAGCCCCCCCUUGUGGUCUCCAAGUCCCCCGUCUCCACCCGAUUUGCCCCUCAGGCCCACUGUGUCCACCCCCAGGUGUGCAUCUUGAUAAGCGUGUACAACAGCAUCAUCAUGAGCUGGACCUUCUCCUACCUGGGCAACUCCUUUUACUACCCCCUGCCCUGGAACCAGUGCUCCAUGGUGAAGAACACCAACGCCACCGGCCUCCCCUGCCUUCGGACUGUGCCCCACCAGUACUUCUGGUACCACACCACCCUGAAUGCCUCAGCCAACAUCGAGGAAGGGGGUGAGCAACUCGCCCUGAAUCUCACCCUGGGCACCUUCAUAGCUUGGUUCUUCCUCUUCAUCAUCAUGACCACAAGGCUAAAGAGCUCAAUGCCGAUGCUGAGUCUCUCGAUAUUCCUCCCCUACAUCACCCUCCUCUGCCUCCUGAUCCGAUGUCUCUUCCUGGAAGGUGCGGUCACCAGCCUCAGACGUAUGGUGGUGACAGAGCUCUCUGACUGGGCCUCGCUGGACCUGUGGCGUCACGCGGGAGGCCACGUGCUCUAUUCCCUGGGCCUGGGCCUGGGCACCAUCAUCAACAUCUCCUCCCACAGGGCCAGAGGCAACAACUAUAUCCAGGUGGCCUUAUUGGUGGCUGUGGUCAACCUGGUGAUCUCACUGCUGGUCACGUCUAUCAUCUUUAUAGUGCUGGGGUUCUGGGCCACCACCAGUGGCCAAGCCUGUGUUGAGAAGGGUGUCCAAAAGGUGAUGAAUCUGAUAGACAAGGGGGUGCUGCCUCAGGAUUACAGCCCCCCAAAAAACAUCCUGCUCCUGCCUCCCCUGGACUACCUAAACUGGAUCGAAAACCUCCCUCAGCACUUCAAGUACCAGGUCAUGCUCUUCUCCCCAUCAUGCAGCAUCGAGGCACAGGAUGAAAAGUUCAUGCAGGGCCCUGGCCUGGCAUUCGUGGCCUUCUCCCAAGCCGUCUCGUUGCUCCCCUGUGCCUCUUUCUGGGCCAUUGUCUUCUUCCUGACCCUUCUCAUCACAGAGCUGAGCACCUUGAUAAAAAUCGUGGAAAGCAUUGUCUUUCCCCUCCAGAAUUCCAUCUCCAUCACCAGGAACCACCCCAUACUGCUCCCAGUGGUCGUCUGCUUGGGAGGUUUUCUGGGCAGCCUCGUCUUUGCCAGUCAUUCCGGAAGCUACAUAAUGUCUUUCUUUGAUGAUCACCUGGUCCCACUGACCCUUUUCAUCGUUGUGGCCUUCAAGAAUGUGACCCUGGCCUGGGUCUAUGGAGUUAACAGGUUCAGGGAAGAAAUGUACGGUGAGCUGGGCCUCUUGAUGUCGUCAUCCUUCACCUUCCUGUGGUGCUAUGUGACCCUGCCCGGGCUGCUGACACUCAUUGUCAUCUACCUCAUACAACUCUACCAUAAGGAGCCCCCCAACUACAUUGCCUGGAACAGCAGCUCGAGCCAGGAAGUAGAACAACCCUACCUGCCGAGCACCCUGGGCUGGGUCACCUUCCUCAGCAUCAUCACCUUUCUACCAAUCCCAAUCUACCCACUCCACCAGUGGUGGUACCUCCAAGACCACAUUGUCAAUGAUCCCUUUAAAAAGCUGUCCAAAAAGACACCCCUGGUGCCCACCAAGCCCUCAGAGUGGCCUAAGUACCACUUGGCGAAGCCCAACUUCCUGUCCCAGGAGAGAAAGAGCGAGAACUCAGCGAAGAGCUCCAGCUCACCCUUGGUCAAGAUGUCCAACCCGGCCUCCACGUGGAGUCAGCACAGCCAGAGCUCUUUGGGGUUCAGCCUAUCUUUCAUUUCCUCCCUAACAUCAGCCUUCUCCAUAAGGAGUCUCACCCUACCCGUUUCGAGGCAGGUGAGCCCGGCCUCAACAACCAUAAACAGUGACAUUCAGGAGGAGACCAAGGGAGAAAAUCUACACAAGUCUGAUCAGUAA
Miniopterus natalensis is the source of this 2349-nucleotide messenger RNA. Its product is annotated as orphan sodium- and chloride-dependent neurotransmitter transporter NTT5-like. Gene Ontology annotation, biological process: amino acid transport; nitrogen compound transport; sodium ion transmembrane transport. NCBI's taxonomy places the organism in Eukaryota, Metazoa, Chordata, Mammalia, Chiroptera, Miniopteridae. The record is from RefSeq and is a predicted model, not a curated record. Gene Ontology annotation, cellular component: plasma membrane.